Aedes albopictus (Asian tiger mosquito) is the source of this 915-nucleotide messenger RNA. It is a transcript of the gene SdhD, whose product is annotated as succinate dehydrogenase [ubiquinone] cytochrome b small subunit, mitochondrial. NCBI's taxonomy places the organism in Eukaryota, Metazoa, Arthropoda, Insecta, Diptera, Culicidae. Gene Ontology annotation, biological process: mitochondrial electron transport, succinate to ubiquinone; tricarboxylic acid cycle. The coding region runs from base 127 to 660 and encodes 177 amino acids. The record is from RefSeq and is a predicted model, not a curated record. Gene Ontology annotation, molecular function: heme binding; succinate dehydrogenase (quinone) activity; ubiquinone binding. Gene Ontology annotation, cellular component: mitochondrial envelope; membrane. The transcript is spliced from 3 exons.
UUUCGUCGUCGUCGUCGUCCGUCGCACUCGCAGAUCAUCGUUUUGCAUCACACGCGAACAAACGAAACUUGGGUGAUUUCGAUUCGCUUCAAUUUUUGUCGAUUUUUGCGAACCAAACUCAAAACAAUGGCUCUCCACUUUGUGCUGCGGUCGUCCUGCAGGAACUCCGCUCCCGUGUUCGUGUCGCUGCUGAACGCCGGCAAGGCGCCAGCCGUCGCCCGCUCGCUGAACUCCGCCUCCAAGUCGCUGCUGCUGCCAAAACCGGCCCCAUCGCUGGCCCUGGCCAGCCUUCGGCAGUUCACCGCCAGUCCGGUUCGUCGGGCUGCCGCCACCGGAAACCAUGUCACACUGUGGAAUGCGGAACGGGCGCUGUCCGUGGCACUGCUCGGAAUCCUCCCGGUGGGCUUGAUGUUCCCCUCGCAAGCCGGUGACGCUCUGAUGGCCGUCAGCAUCGUCAUGCAUCAGUAUUGGGGCCUGGAAGCCAUCGUCACCGAUUACGUGCGCCCGAUCCUGUUCGGAGCGGCCGUCCCGAAGAUCUGCCACGGUCUGCUGCUGGUCAUUUCCGCUGCCACCCUCGGAGGACUGUUCUACUUCAUCCACAAUGACAUCGGUAUCGCCAACACUAUCAGGAAGAUCUGGUCCACGAAGCCAAAGGCGUAAAUUUGUGACUGUAGCAGCAGCAGUAUCGGAAACAUCUAAGAUAGUGAGGGAGAGAGCGCGCGUAUUGACCCCGUCGCCCUUGUCGUCGUCACUAACUUCAGGGACAUUUCGGAAAGCGAUUGAGAUCAACAGCACAGUCGGACGCGGUCCGUGCGCGUGAGUCACAUUUGCAUAACAAAGUUAAUUAUUAUUUAAAUUAUUCUCGGAAGUUUAAAAGUCUUAUAAAAUGCUUAUUCAAGAUGAAAACAACUAUAA